This is a messenger RNA of Pseudopodoces humilis (Tibetan ground-tit), 1071 nucleotides long. Its product is annotated as cystatin-B-like. Gene Ontology annotation, cellular component: cytosol. Gene Ontology annotation, molecular function: cysteine-type endopeptidase inhibitor activity. Lineage: Eukaryota; Metazoa; Chordata; Aves; Passeriformes; Paridae. The record is from RefSeq and is a predicted model, not a curated record.
CCCGGCACCGCCCCGGCACCGCCCGAGGGGCGGGAUCGGCGCGGAGCGGAGCGGGAGAAGCGGAGCGGUGCCACCAUGUUGUGCGGGGGUGCCUCGGCGGCCCGGCCCGCCACCGACGAGACGCAGCGGAUCGCGGAGCAGGUAAAAGCUCAGCUAGAAGAAAAAGAAGGGAAAACCUUUGAUGUCUUCACUGCAGUGGAGUUUAAAACUCAGGUGGUUGCUGGAACAAACUACUUCAUCAAGGUCCAUGUUGGGAAUGAGGAGUUCAUGCACCUGCGGGUGUUCAAGAGCCUCCCCCACGAGAACGAGCAGCUGAGCCUCCACAGUUACCAGGGCAGCAAGGCAAAGCACGAUGAACUGGCUUACUUCUAGCAACCUUCUCUGCUGUGUUUCCCUAGUUGGUUCUUAUGUGCAUUUCCUACAGGCUGCAAAAUGUUGAUUCCUGUGCCAACAAAGGCAGAAAAAAAAGUCCUUUUUUAUCAUAGGGAAAAAAAAAAAUUUCUUUUAUGCCAUUCCCUUCCUGUGCAAUCUCCAAAUCUGAGAGUCACAGGGUUCUCCUAUUACCUGCACUAAUGUAAACCCUACUUUUAUUGCAACUUGGCUUUAGUGCAUCUUAACCAGAAUACUGUGGCUAAGUCCUGUUUUUGAACUUCCUUGGUCUGGAAAUUGGAAGGGGAAUGGCACCAGCACUCAUAUAUUUGCAGCAAGGAGCAAGAAGAAAAGCUCAGUCUUUUCGGUUCUGUUUUGCAACUGUGAAUAUAUGUGAUUUAAAUAUUUAGAUUUAAACUGUACUUAGUAUUUUAUGGGCAAAGACCUGAUGAGAGACUCGAGCUGAAGCAGUUUCGCAAGGAAGAGAAAGAGGCUUACAGUAGUUUGAAACAAACAUUCCCUUGGUAAUCAUGCUCAUCUUCUUGCAGCAGUAGCAUGUAAUGUCCCGUAGAGGGUGUGUGAGUUUAAAAUACCAAACCAGCUUGCUUAUGUUCUCGGUCCUACGGGAAAGUCCAGGAAAGGAACUUAAGCUGGACAAGCAUUUCUGCAUUUAUAAUAAUAAACAUUUCUUUUGACUUGAAA